Loxodonta africana (African savanna elephant) is the source of this 1094-nucleotide messenger RNA. RefSeq names its product DiGeorge syndrome critical region gene 6 like. The transcript is spliced from 5 exons. Lineage: Eukaryota; Metazoa; Chordata; Mammalia; Proboscidea; Elephantidae. Bases 49 to 666 code for a protein of 205 amino acids. The record is from RefSeq and is a predicted model, not a curated record.
GAGACGCGACGCGUCGCUGUGGCCGGCGGCGGGCUGGGUGCCGGAGAAAUGGAGCGCUACUCCGGCGCCUUCGAGGAGGCGGCUGAGGGAGCCCGGCAGCAGGAGCGACAUUACCAGCUGCUGUCGGCGCUGCAAAGCCUGGUCAAGGAGCUUCCCAGCUCCUGCCAGCAGCGCCUGUCCUACACCACGCUCAGCGACUUGGCCCUGGCGCUCCUCGACGGCACCGUGUUCGAGAUCGUGCAGGGGCUGUUGGAGAUCCAGCACCUCACCGAGAAGAGCCUGUACAACCAGCGCCUGCGUCUGCAGAACGACCACCGAGUGCUCAGACAGGUGCUGCGGCAGAAGCACGAGGAGGCCCAGCAGGCCUGCCAGCCCCACAACCUGCCCUUGCUCCAGGCAGCACAGCAGCGUGAGCUGGAGGCGGUGGAGCAUCGGAUCCGUGAGGAGCAGCGAACUAUGGACGAGAAGAUCGUCCUGGAGCUGGACCGGAAGGUGGCGGACCAGCAGAGCACACUGGAGAAGGCGGGUGUCACCGGCUUCUACGUCACCAUGAACCCACAGGGGAACCCCUCUGUACCUCAGGAGCUGACGUUGCAGAUGAACCUGCUGGAACUAAUCCGGAAGCUGCAGCAGAGGGGAUGCCAGAUGGGGAAGGCAACCCUGUGACCAGGUGGGGUCCCCACCAGUCAACCACUGCCCAACCUGGCUGGGAGGGCAGCCCUGUCUUGCUGUUGCCACAGGUAGCAUUGAGCUGCAUGGAGCUCAUUUUCCUGACAUCUGGCCACCUUCUUCCCAACUUGCCUGUGCCUGCCACUCACCUUUGCCCGGGUGUUCCUAUCCAAAUGCUAGGAUGCUGAGUACAAGGGAGAGUGAGCACAGCCUGUUUGCUGUCUGCCCCAGGGCUGAGUGGAGGCUGGAGGCCCUAGCACCUUCUCACUCCACUGGGCAUUUUCCCGACCUUGCCCGAGCACCAGGCUUUGUUCUUGUUCUGGCCUCGGCCCCUCCAUUGGCAUCUGUAGCCCUGUGUGCAAGAGGUUGUAAGGCCCCAGCCCUGUGUGUCCCAGAGAAAUAAAGACUCCUCAGUGUGACCUGCA